AUGCAGCAGUCUGGACCCUCCUGCCUGCAGCACAGUCUGGACCCUCCCGCCCCCAGCAGUCUAGACCCUCCUGAAGCUGCUCUCUCUCUGCCUGCCCGCAGCAGUCUAGACCCUCCCGCCCGCAGCAGUCUAGACCCUCCCGCCCGCAGCAGUCCUGACCCUCCCGCCCGCAGCAGUCUGGACCCUCCCGCCCGCAGCAGUCCUAACCCUCCCGCCCGCAGCAGUCCGGACCCUCCCGCCCGCAGCAGUCCGGACCCUCCCGCCCGCAGCAGUCUAGACCCUCCCGCCCGCAGCAGUCCGGACCCUCCCGCCCGCAGCAGUCUAGACCCUCCCGCCCGCAGCAGUCCUAACCCUCCCGCCCGCAGCAGUCCGGACCCUCCCGCCCGCAGCAGUCCGGACCCUCCCGCCCGCAGCAGUCUAGACCCUCCCGCCCGCAGCAGUCCUGACCCUCCCGCCCGCAGCAGUCUGGACCCUCCCGCCCGCAGCAGUCCUAACCCUCCCGCCCGCAGCAGUCUGGACCCUCCCGCCCACAGCAGUCCUAACCCUCCCGCCCGCAGCAGUCCGGACCCUCCCGCCCGCAGCAGUCCGGACCCUCCCGCCCGCAGCAGUCCUGACCCUCCCGCCCGCAGCAGUUCGGACCCUCCCGCCUGCAUCAGUCCGGACCCUCCCGCCCGCAGCAGUCCAGACCCUCCCGCCCGCAGCAGUCCAGACCCUCCCGCCCGCAGCAGUCCUGACCCUCCCGCCUGCAGCAGUCUGGACAUGAGAUAUGCCGUCCCACAAUUCCUUGCGGCAGCAACAUUUAAAGCGAGUCGCUCAUCCGACCGCUCAUGA
Molecule: messenger RNA, 831 nt
Organism: Labrus mixtus (cuckoo wrasse)
Lineage: Eukaryota; Metazoa; Chordata; Actinopteri; Labriformes; Labridae
Exons: 2
Coding region: 1-831 (276 amino acids)
Source: RefSeq, a predicted model, not a curated record